Molecule: messenger RNA, 1527 nt
Organism: Fonsecaea pedrosoi CBS 271.37
Lineage: Eukaryota; Fungi; Ascomycota; Eurotiomycetes; Chaetothyriales; Herpotrichiellaceae
Exons: 5
Coding region: 1-1527 (508 amino acids)
Biological process (GO): transmembrane transport
Cellular component (GO): membrane
Molecular function (GO): transmembrane transporter activity
Source: RefSeq, a predicted model, not a curated record
AUGGCGAAAAAGAUUACUGAGCUUCUUCCGAUUGAGGUGGAAACUGCCACCAACGAGUAUCGCAACCUUGGUAUUUCUGACGAAGAUGCCGAGUUCUACAGAGAUUUUCCUGAAAAGGACAGAAAGCGACUGCUCUGGAAGGUUGACAUGAGGCUGAUCCCAACUUUGGCCAUGUUGUACUUGAUCUCGCACCUUGAUCGAUCCAAUAUUGGCAAUGCAAAGAUCGAAGGAUUGAUGGAAGACUUGAAAUUGACUGGUGUGAAGUAUAACAUUGCUCUGAGUGUCUUUUUCAUCCCGUACAUCUUGCUGGAGGUUCCAAGCAACAUCCUUCUGAAGAAAUUCAGACGACCGUCGAUGUACAUGUCAAUCCUGGUGCUAUCAUGGGGCAUUGUCAUGACAUGCACAGGAUUUGUGAACAACUUUGGGGGUCUCGUUGCCUGUCGCUUCAUGUUGGGCAUUCCAGAGGCCGGUUUCUUCCCUGCGGCAAUCUAUCUGAUCUCAAGAUGGUAUACCGCCGCACAUCUACAGACCAGGAUUGCCCUUUUCUAUUGUGCAAGUGCCUUUUCAGGUGCCUGUUCAGGCUUGCUCGCUUUUGCUAUUGCAAAGAUGGACGGCGUCGGCAAUCGGCCGGGAUGGGCUUGGAUCUUCAUACUUGAAGGGCUCGCAACAGUCUUUCUGGGGUUGAUUUGCGCAUUGGUGAUGCCUGAUACACCGGCAUUGUCCAGUCGCUGGUUGUCGCCGUCGGAAAUCAGGUUCCUCGACAUCCAAAUCACCAUCAAAGAGGGCGGCCGAGCAUCACAAGAGGCGUCAAACAACAAAUUCCGAUGGGGAGACUUGUUCUCUCUUCUGACCGAUUAUAAGCUGUAUCUUCAAUCUUGGAUUUUAUUUUCUGUGGUUGGAUGUGCCUAUGGCCUCAAAUUCACCAUGCCCAGUAUCACCAAGAGUAUGGGGUACACAUCCUCGCAAGCACAGUUGAUGACCAUACCUCCCUAUGUGGCUGGAGCCAUCAGCGCAUACACAUUUGCACGUUUCUCAGACAGGUUUCAGUGGCGGAUGCCUUUCCUGGUUGGACCGUUGUCACUGAUGGUCCUCGGCUUCGCCAUCAUCGUUGGUUUCGCGCCCAACAUCACCAGCAAAAUCGCACCUUGUUACGUUGGUGUCUUCUUGGUAUGCAUUGGGCAAUACCCUUGCAACCCAGCCGGCUGUGCAUGGUUGGCUACCAACUUGGCAGGACAAUCCAGAAGAGCCAUGGGUCUUGCAUUUGGCGUGGCAUUCAGCAACCUGGGAGGUAUCCUAGGAAGUUACAUAUACCUUGAAGAAGAAAAGCCUGGCUAUGCGACGGGCUUUGGUACCAGUCUCGCGCUGGCAAUCUCAGCCAUUGCUGCCGCCCUCAUUCUAGAGGCAUCCUACAAGCGCAUCAACAGCUCGAGGUCAAGGGUCUCAGAGGAGGAAGUUCGGUCUCGACAUACCGAUGAUGAGCUAGCAAAGCUCGGGGACCGGUCCCUGUUAUUCCGCUAUGCGUUGUGA